Molecule: messenger RNA, 4383 nt
Organism: Fulmarus glacialis (Northern fulmar)
Lineage: Eukaryota; Metazoa; Chordata; Aves; Procellariiformes; Procellariidae
Product: alpha-2-macroglobulin-like protein 1
Exons: 38
Cellular component (GO): extracellular region
Molecular function (GO): endopeptidase inhibitor activity
Source: RefSeq, a predicted model, not a curated record
AUGGUGCUCUUCCCCUCCCUGCUCUACUACCCAUACAUGGGCAAAGUGCGCGUCCACCUCAUGGACCCGGACGAGCCCGUGUGGGUGACCCUCCGCCCGGCGAGCAGCCACGGCAUCCCCACCGUCACCCUGGAGGAGCAGGGCAGCCAUAGCCUCUGGCUGAACUGGCCCCGCUUCUCCAACAUUUCUACCCCUCCUGCAGUGAUCUACGAGGUGGCACAUCUUCACGUCUCCAUCCAGGCAGGUUCCCUGCAGGUCUCUGAGCAGAAGAAAGUACUGGUGAAGGCCCUGGAGCUGGGGACCUUGGUGCAGACAGACAAGGAUGUCUACAAGCCUGGACAAACUGGAGAGGUGAACAUCACCGUCAUCGCCAAGGCCCUGCGCUCUGAGAAGCUCUGCGGCACCGAGAUGUCCGUGGUGCCAACCCAAGGGUGCAUGGACACCGAGACAAAACUCCUGAUGUGCAGAGUGAGGCGGAGUUAUGUGGUCACAUCCCCAGCUGUGAUCUACCACCCCCACGCAGCGAUGCUGUGGGUCCAUCUCAGUGGCCUCCAUGAGCCCGUCCAGGUGACCAUCCAGCUGCAGAGAGCAGACAGGACCCAUAACAUCACCCUGCUGGAAAGGAAGGUCCAGGAGCCUCAUCUGUACCUGAACAUCACCUUCCCCGCUCCAGCCCCCGCCAAAGGGAAGGAGGAAAUCGUAGACCUGCACAUCUCAAUCCAGGGAGAUUCCCUGGAUGUCUCCGAGAAGAAGAAGGUGAUGCUGAGAGCCCUGGAGCCUGGGAUCUUCAUACAGACAGACAAGGCUGUCUACAAGCCUGGGCAGCAAGUGAAGUUUCGAAUCGUCUCUUUGGAUAAAGACUUCACUCCCAGCAAUAAGAAGCUGCCCCUUGUGUUCCUGAAGGAUCCCAGCGGGAACCGCAUCGCGCAGUGGCGGGAGGUGAGCCCACGGCAGGGCAUCGUGGACCUGUAAAUCCCGCUGGCUGCCGAGCCGGCCCUGGGCACGUACACCAUCGAGGUGGAGGGGAAGAGACACUCCUUCAGCGUGGAGGAAUAUGUGCUGCCCAAAUUUGAGAUGACCAUUGAUCUCCCCGCCGUGGUGCUGGAGAAGGACAAGAAGUUCCAGAUGGAAAUUUGUGGACGGUACACCUAUGGGAAGCCCGUCCAGGGGAAGGUCCAGGCCAGCUUGUGCCAGACCUUCACACCCACCAGGAUCCUGUACAGAUUUCACAGUGACUUCACGAAAGAGAGGAACUGCAUCGAGGUUGGCGGGCAGACUGAGAAGAACGGCUGCUUUUCAACAGAGGUUUUGUUGACUGCCUUCAACCUGACCAGCCACAGGUAUCAGAAGCAAUUCCAAGUCCAGGCAUCGCUGGUGGAGGAUGGGACAGGGCUGGAGCUGAACAACACCAAGAGUUGCAAGAUUUUACCUGAAACCCUCACCGUCACCUUUGAAAACACCGAUGAUUUCUACAAGCCCGGCAUCCCCUACACUGGGACGAUGCUGCUGAAGGGAGCCGACGGUGCCGUGCUGCCGCAGAAGCAGCUCUUGCUCAUCGUUAGCCAGCAAGAAAAAGAUACGAGACAGACCUUCCUGACAGACAGACUGGGGAGAGCCUCCUUCGAGCUGGAGACCUCUGGUUGGAGUGGCACGGUCUCCUUGCAUGGUCAAGUCAAAGAGGCAGCUCACACCCAGACCGACAGCUCAACACUCAACUACCAAGAUGCCUACGCGUACCUCAGCCCCUUCUUUUCCACGAGCGGGAGCUUCCUGCGGAUCCGCCGGCUGGAGAGCGAGCUGCCCUGCGGCCAGCCCCAGCAGCUCUGGGUGGAUUACAUCUUCAGCAAGGAGGCCUUGGGGACUCAGCUGGAGAGCCUGGAUGUGGUAUUCCUGGUCCUGGCCAAGGGGACCAUUACCUCCAUCCUCAGGAAAGAGCUGCCUGCAGAGGCUGGGCUGAGAGGCUCCUUCUCCCUGGAGCUGCCCAUCGGCCCCGAGCUGGCGCCCACGGCCAAGGUGCUGGGCUACGUGGUGCUGCCCAAUGGUGAGAUGGUGGCUGACAGCACCAAGCUCGAGGUGGCCAAGUGCUUCCCCAACAAGGUGAAGAUGGCUUUUUCGGAGGACAGGGCUCUGCCUGGCUCAGCGCUGCGGCUGGAGCUGGAGGCUGCCCCAGGGUCCCUGUGCGCCGUCCGUGCCGUGGACCGCAGCGUGCUGCUCUUGAAGCCCGAGGCUGAGCUCAACACGGAGGCGGUCUACAAAGUACUCCCCGAAUUCGACUACCCUGGAAGCAUUCAGGACCCACAACCCUGUUCAGCAUUUUCCUGGGACUAUCCCCCCAACUUCGGCAUCCCAUUUAAUGCAGCGCUGAAGCUUUUCACCAAUACCAAGACCAACGAUGUUUGCAAAGAGAGGAUUGGCUUGCCUGGGAUGGCAGGUCCCCCAGGUCCCAGAGGUGGCUUUGACUCCUCUAUCACCUCUUUGGGAGAAGGAGCUGCUGACCCAGUAAUGAUGAGAUUUAGUGUCCCAGAACCAAUGGGCCAUCAUAUCCUUGUCGCCUCUGUCCAGGAAGAGCCACCGGCACCCCGGACGUAUUUCCCAGAGACGUGGCUGUGGGACCUGGUUCCCGUGGGGGAGGGGGGCUCUGCGGAGGUGACAGUGACGGUGCCCGAUGCCAUCACUGACUGGGAAGCUGGGAUGUUCUGCACGGUUCGGGUGAGGCUGGCAGAGUCGGCAGAGCUGGAGGUGUCGGCGAGCACGGACGAGGCGUUCAGUGGUUGCAUCUGUGCAGAUGAAGCAAGGACCUUCCGAUGGGGCGUGCGAGCCACCAGCCUGGGGGAGGUGAACAUCACCAUCAGCACCGAGGCCCUCAGCUCCAAGGAGCUCUGCGGCAACGAGAUGCCCGUUGUGCCAGCCCAGGGCCGCAUGGACACCAUGAUAAAGCCCUUGCUGGUGCAGCCCGGGGGGAUCCUGGUGGAGAAGGCGCACAACUCCCUGCUCUGCCAGGAAGGUAGGACAGGCGGGGGGUUCGCUGAAGAAAUCUCCCUGGAGGUUCCCGCAAACAUCUUGGAGGGCUCCCAGCGAGCCCACGUCACCGUGAUGGGCGACAUCAUGGGCAAUGCUCUGCAGAACCUCGACCGCCUCCUGGCCAUGCCCUACGGCUGCGGGGAGCAGAAUAUGGUGCACUUCGCCCCCAACAUCUACAUCCAGCAGUACCUGGAGAAGAGCGGGCAGCUGCACCCCGACAUCCGCGCCAAGGCGCAGGGCUUCCUGCAGAGCGGGUAUCAGCGAGAGUUGCUCUACAAACACGACGACGGCUCUUACAGCGCCUUCGGGAAGAGCGAUCCCAGGGGCAAUACCUGGCUGACAGCGUUUGUCCUCAAGUCCUUCGGGCAAGCCAGAGCCUACGUGGCCAUCGAGGAGCAGCACAUCACGGACGCACUGCGCUGGUUGCAGAAGAAGCAGCAGGAGACGGGCUGCUUCCGCAGCGUGGGGAAGCUCUUCAACAACGCGCUGCAGGGUGGUGUCUCGGAUGAGCUCUCGCUGUCGGCUUAUGUCACAGCUGCGAUGCUGGAGCUGGGGCUGUCCCCAACGAACCCAAAGGUGAGCUCAGCCCUGCAGUGCCUGGAGGCUUCGGCCACAGAUGACCCCUACACGCAGGCGCUGCUCGCCUACGUCUUCGGGCUGGCGGGGCGCGGGGAGCAGCAGCGAGCCCGCCUGCAGAGUCUGGCCCAGCACAGCGUCAGCGCAGGACACAUGGGGACUGCUUCCCAAAUCGUCCGCUGGCUCAGCAAGCAGCAAAACCCCUAUGGGGGCUUCGCCUCUACGCAGGACACCGUGGAGGCCCUGCAAGCCCUGGCCAAGGCCGCUGCCUUGCCGUACGAGCGGCUGGGGGCGUACGGGGUGCGAGCCCGCGGGCAGGGCUGUGCCCUGGUGCAGGGGGGUACAGUGACCCUGCGCUAUAACGUGCCACCCCCUCCGAGCACGGGGAUGUUUGACCUCCGCGUGGAGACGGAGCCUGGGGAGUGCACGGGGGACGCCAGCGCCCGCUUCCGCCUCCUCCUCAGGGCACGGUACACCGGGGAGCGUCCCGCCACCAACAUGGUUGUCAUCGAGGCCAAGCUGCCGUCUGGCUACAUCCCGGACAAGAGCUCCAUGGUGGAGCUGAAGAGGCAGAAGCUGGUGAAGAAGGUGGAGGUGCAGCCCGACCAGGUGACGAUUUACCUGGACCAGCUGACGAAGGAGGAGGAGACCUUUGCCUUCACCGCCACGCAGGACUUCCCGGUGAAGAACCUCCAGCCGGCCACCGUGACACUGUACGACUACUACGAGACGGAUGACCGCACGGAUGCUGCCUACAGUGCACCUUGCAGCUCAGGUAGGGGCUGA